ACCAGCAAUCCAACUGGAGAUUUUACUUUACAAACAAAAAUUAAAAUUUCCGAUAAAAAGAUUCACAAUGCAAGGGAUAAUCUUUACAAUUUUGGCAGUAGGGUUUGCUUGUGGGAAUGCGGCCUUUCUAAAUCAAACAACUGACUUGCCACCCAUCAAUGGCACUACCUGGGCACCACCUGUGAAUGGCACUACCUGGGCACCACCUGUGAAUGGCACUACCUGGGCACCACCUGUGAAUGGCACUACCUGGGCACCACCUGUCAAUGGUACAACUUGGGCACCACCAAUUAAUGCCACUACUUGGGCACCACCCAUCAAUGGCACUACCUGGGCACCACCCGUGAAUGGCACUACCUGGGCACCACCAGUGAAUGGCACUACCUGGGCACCACCAGUGAAUGGCACUACUUGGGCACCACCAGUGAAUGGCACUACCUGGGCACCACCUGUAAAUGGCACUACUUGGGCACCACCUGUCAAUGGUACAACUUGGGCACCACCAAUUAAUGGCACUACUUGGGCACCACCUGUCAAUGGUACAACUUGGGCACCACCAAUUAAUGCCACUACUUGGGCACCACCCAUCAAUGGCACUACCUGGGCACCACCUGUUAAUGGUACUACCUGGGCACCACCAAUUAAUGGCACGACUUGGGCACCACCUGUCAAUGGUACAACUUGGGCACCACCAAUUAAUGCCACUACCUGGGCACCACCCAUCAAUGGCACUACCUGGGCACCUCCUGUGAAUGGCACUACCUGGGCACCACCAAUUAAUGGCACUACUUGGGCACCACCUGUCAAUGGUACAACUUGGGCACCACCAAUUAAUGCCACUACUUGGGCACCACCUGUCAAUGGUACUACCUGGGCACCACCCAUCAAUGGCACUACCUGGGCACCACCCGUCAAUGGCACUACCUGGGCACCACCAAGCAAUGGCACUACUUGGGCACUACCUGUUAAUGGUACUACCUGGGCACCACCCGUCAAUGGCACUACCUGGGCACCACCAAGCAAUGGCACUACUUGGGCACCACCUGUUAAUGGUACUACCUGGGCACCACCCAUGAAUGGCACUACCUGGGCACCUCCUGUGAAUGGCACUACCUGGGCACCACCAAUUAAUGGCACUACUUGGGCACCACCAAUCAAUGGCACUACCUGGGCACCACAAAGCAAUGGCACAACUUGGGCACCACCUGUUAAUGGUACUACCUGGGCACCACCCAUCAAUGGCACUACCUGGGCACCUCCUGUGAAUGGCACUACCUGGGCACCACCAAUUAAUGGCACUACUUGGGCACCACCUGUCAAUGGUACAACUUGGGCACCACCAAUCAAUGGCACUACCUGGGCACCACCUGUCAAUGGUACAACUUGGGCACCACCCGUCAAUGGCACUACUUGGGCACCACCAAUCAAUGCUACAAUCCCAUCGAACCAAACAGUCUUCAUAAUUGCCUAAACCAAUGGGAACCGACGUUUUACUACUAGAAAUCAAAAAUGCAAAUUUAUCACUGUCUGAAUUAUUUAAAAUUUCUCACUAUCUAACUCUCUAACAAAUUAAUUUCUUUUACCAUUAGUGGAUUGGCCUGCUUGUAAAUCGAAAUUUCAGAUACAACGUUUAAAUAUGAUCUAUGGUAUAAUAAAAUGCAUAUUGACAUUGCACAUAAAUUGCAAA
Molecule: messenger RNA, 1687 nt
Organism: Folsomia candida
Lineage: Eukaryota; Metazoa; Arthropoda; Collembola; Entomobryomorpha; Isotomidae
Product: SH3 domain-containing protein C23A1.17
Exons: 2
Coding region: 68-1471 (467 amino acids)
Source: RefSeq, a predicted model, not a curated record